Messenger RNA from Pelobates fuscus (common spadefoot toad), 3117 nucleotides. RefSeq names its product solute carrier family 44 member 2 (CTL2 blood group) (gene SLC44A2). Gene Ontology annotation, molecular function: transmembrane transporter activity. The transcript is spliced from 22 exons. The coding region runs from base 250 to 2385 and encodes 711 amino acids. NCBI's taxonomy places the organism in Eukaryota, Metazoa, Chordata, Amphibia, Anura, Pelobatidae. Gene Ontology annotation, biological process: transmembrane transport. The record is from RefSeq and is a predicted model, not a curated record.
GCUGGCUGGGGAGAGGGAGCAGUCUGGGAAUCACUGGGGGGAGGGAGGGUCACAGGUAUAUCAGAGAGCUCUCCCAUACACUUUAAUUACCUUGCAUGAAUGCUAUACUGUAUACAAAACAUAUAGCACAGAGUUUAAAGAUUCCAAGGAAAGAACACGUGGAAUAGAAGGUUCUAAAGGAAUAUAUUUAUCUGGAAUAAAAGAAUACUGUUUUGGAAAGCUGAUCUGGACUUGUAGGAGAGCAGAGACAUGGAAGAGGAUGCUGGGAAGACCCCACCUGAUGAAGCUUAUGGUGAACCCCGGAAGUAUGAUCCAAACUUCAAAGGUCCGAUCCAUAACAGAAGCUGCACGGAUAUCCUGUGCUGUAUACUUAUUGUACUUGGCAUCAUUGCGUACGUGGCUGUGGGAAUUGUGGCCUGGACCUACGGAGAUCCACGCAAGGUGAUCUACCCCACUGACAGUCGUGGUCAGUUCUGUGGUCAGGCCGGGACCCCCAAUGAGAAGAAACCUUUCCUAUUCUAUUUUAACAUCAUGAAGUGCGCCAGUCCCCUUGUCCUCCUGCAAUUCCAGUGCCCGACAACACAGAUUUGCGUGGACCAGUGUCCGGACAGAUUCCUCACUUACUACUCUGUUAUCGCCACUCAACAAAACUUUGAUUACUACAAACAGUUCUGCAGACCCGGAUUCAAUAACUUUUCAAAGAGUCUGAAUGAGGUGUUGAGAGAUCGAGAUUGUCCUGCCAUGAUUACACCAAGCAAGCCAUUCACCAGAAGAUGUUUCCCGGCAAUUAAUUUAAAAAAGGGGGUUGUGAUGGUCGGAAACUCGACUACAUUUGAUGAUGGGAUAGAUCAAAAAUCGCGAAAUAUUACCGAUCUUGUGGAAGGUGCAAAAAAAGCCAAUAUAGUGUUAGAAGCUCGCCAGGUGGCCAUGAAGAUAUUUGAGGACUACACAGUAUCGUGGUACUGGAUAAUCAUAGGUCUUGUAAUUGCCAUGGUGAUCAGUUUGAUAUUUGUGGUCUUACUGAGGUUCCUGGCUGGUAUUAUGAUCUGGGUGAUGAUUAUAAUGCUGAUUGCUGUGAUGGGCUAUGGAAUCUUUCACUGCUACAUGGAAUAUGCGCGACUGAAGGGAGAGUCGGGGUCAGAUGUCACGAUCACCGAUAUCGGCUUACAGAUGGACCUUCGUGUGUACUUGCACUUACGCCAGACAUGGUUGGCAUUCAUGAUCAUCCUCUGUAUUAUGGAAGUCAUCGUAAUUCUCCUGCUCAUAUUCCUGAGGAAGAGGAUCAUGAUCGCCAUUGCUCUUAUAAAGGAGGCCAGCAGGGCCGUUGGGCAUGUGAUGUCCUCACUGGUGUUCCCUCUAUUUACGUUCUUACUUGUAUGUCUGUGCAUCGCGUACUGGGCCAUCACAGCUGUCUUUCUUUCUACCUCCAAUGACGCAGUUUAUAAAGUGUUUAACCAAACACAAUGUGAUGAUUCUGGCAAUAUCUGCAACCCAGAGACGUUUAACUCCACCAAUGUCACUCGCCUGUGUCCAGAUGCCAGGUGCCAGUUUGCCUUCUACGGAGGAGAAACCUAUUACCACAAAUACCUUAUAGUCUUUCAAAUCUACAAUGCUUUCAUGUUCCUUUGGUUGGCAAACUUUGUCAUAGCACUGGGGCAAGUAACACUUGCUGGGGCGUUUGCCUCCUAUUACUGGGCGUUUAAGAAGCCGGAUGACAUGCCAGCUUUCCCUAUCUUCUCUUCUCUGGGCCGGGCACUGAGGUACCAUACAGGAUCUUUGGCAUUUGGAUCUCUUAUUCUCGCCAUAGUGCAGUUAAUACGAAUCAUGCUGGAAUAUCUGGAUCACAAACUCAAAGGGGCAGAGAAUAAAUGUGCACGCUUCCUCCUUUGCUGCUUGAAAUGCUGCUUCUGGUGUCUGGAGAAGUUUAUCAAGUUUCUAAAUCGUAAUGCAUAUAUCAUGAUAGCAAUAUAUGGCACCAACUUCUGCACAUCAGCUCGAAAUGCCUUCUUCUUGCUCAUGAGGAACAUAAUUCGCGUGGCCGUCCUGGAUAAAGUCACAGAUUUCCUGCUUUUCCUCGGGAAACUUCUGAUAGUAGGUUGCGUGGGUAUUCUUGCCUUCUUCUUCUUUACCCAUCGGAUCCGCAUCGUGCAGGACACGGCGCCAACUCUCAAUUAUUACUGGGUUCCAAUCCUGACGGUGGUUAUUGGAUCCUACCUAAUCGCUCACGGCUUUUUCAGUGUGUAUGCGAUGUGUGUAGACACACUCUUCCUGUGUUUCUUGGAAGACUUAGAAAGGAACGAUGGGUCGACCGAGAAACCGUACUUCAUGGCCCCGAAUCUCCAGAAACUCCUAAACAAAACGAACAAAAGUGCGGACGAAAAAUAGUUCUUGCAUUAUGUUACCUUAGUGUCCUGUUGCCUUCAGCACCAACUAGAAGAGGAGAAUGAGGCCUGACCGUAAUGGAUAUAUUGCUUUGUGUGUGUACAUUUCUAAGGGCUGUAUGUAUAUACACAUGUAUAUGCACUUUUAUUUAUGGAAGCGGGUUUUAGACUUGCAUUUGUAUGUACACUUUAUUACCCAUAUGUAUUUGUGUCGGUAUGAACAUGGAAUUCCUUUUGUACACAUGCUGCUCUGUGCCUACAGAUCAACGUGAUAAUUUACAUAUAUAUGUUAAGCAUACAUACCUUUUUAAAUCAUCAGUAACACGUGUACAUUGUUCACACACGCAAGGCAUACUCUUUUCUCGUCUAUAAACCCAAUCAGCUUUUAUAAAAUCCGUUAACCAAAUGUUAUGCCUCUUGUGGAUCCUGGAAAGUCUACAAUAAGCAAUCGGUGCACAGGUAUUUAUAACAGAGCUUGUGUGAUGUUAACUGGACUAGGUUUAAUUCUAUGUUUCAAGAGUUAUUACCAUUGAAGAUUUUCUGUUUUUGUUUUUUUUUUUUUAUAUUUGCAUGACGAUUUGUGCGUUUUUGUAUCUGUAUAUAUAAACAUAACACAGGCUGAAAUGUUUACGAAAAAUACCAAAUGUUACUAGGCGAAUAAGUAUUUGUAUAAAAUUGUCCCUCGAUCAAUGUAUUGAAUGAAGCAAAAAAUAAUAAACGCAGAUUUUUUUUUGUA